This is a messenger RNA of Sceloporus undulatus (fence lizard), 3124 nucleotides long. RefSeq names its product polo like kinase 4 (gene PLK4). Gene Ontology annotation, molecular function: protein kinase activity; protein binding; ATP binding. Gene Ontology annotation, biological process: protein phosphorylation. NCBI's taxonomy places the organism in Eukaryota, Metazoa, Chordata, Lepidosauria, Squamata, Phrynosomatidae. The record is from RefSeq and is a predicted model, not a curated record. Bases 205 to 3099 code for a protein of 964 amino acids. The transcript is spliced from 16 exons.
UGACGUCAGACGCAACGUCCCCUUGCGGGGGGCGGCGAAGUUGCAACGGCGCGAUUUUUCAAAAUGGAGCCUCGCAAGGAGGGCGUUUCUCCCCGGCCCCCGUAGCCGGGAGGCAGCCAGGGAGAGAGGCCUGGGGAUCGGCGGCGGCUCGGGACGCAGCGAAGGGGUGCUAAAGGAGCGAGGGCCGCCGCCGCCGCCGCCGCCAUGGCGACCUGCAUCGGCGAAAGGAUUGAGGACUUCAAGGUGGGGAAUCUCUUGGGCAAGGGCUCCUUUGCUGGAGUCUAUAGAGCGGUAUCCUUGAAAACAGGCCUAGAAGUGGCCAUAAAAAUGAUUGAUAAAAAGGCAAUGCACAAAGCUGGAAUGGUGCAGAGAGUUCAAAAUGAAGUGAAGAUACAUUGUCAAUUAAAACAUCCCUCUAUACUUGAGUUGUAUAACUACUUUGAAGAUAGUAACUAUGUGUACCUGAUAUUAGAAAUGUGCCAUAAUGGAGAAAUGAGCAGAUUCUUAAAGAACAGAAAGAAGCGUUUCUCUGAAGAAGAAGUUCGGCAUUUCAUGCAUCAGAUUAUUACAGGGAUGUUAUAUCUUCAUUCCCAUGGAAUAUUGCAUCGGGACCUCACGCUCUCUAAUCUGUUACUCACCAACAAUAUGAAUAUCAAGAUUGCUGACUUUGGACUUGCAACCCAAUUGAAAAUGCCUCAUGAAAAGCAUUAUACAAUGUGUGGGACUCCUAAUUACAUUUCUCCAGAAAUAGCAACAAGAAGUGCACAUGGUCUUGAGUCUGAUGUCUGGUCUUUGGGCUGUAUGCUUUACACUCUUCUGGUUGGAAAACCACCUUUUGAUACUGAUACAGUAAAGAACACCUUGAACAAAGUGGUGUUGGCUGACUACGAAAUGCCAUCAUUUUUGUCAAGUGAUGCUCAAGAUCUUAUUCACAGGUUACUUCGCAAAAACCCAGUAGAUCGUUUAAGCCUUUCAUCCGUAUUGGAUCAUCCUUUUAUGUCGAAGUGCAGCUCAGCAAGAAGUAAAGAUCUGGGAAAUGUAGAAGACUCAAUGGACAGUGGAAAUGCCACAAUGUCUACAGCAUUUACUUCCUCCCCCAGUGUCAGUACAAGUGGCUGCAUAAAGGAAAAGAAGAAACUUGUAGUGGGUCAGCCACUUCCCAACAAAAUGACCAUUCUUCCUAAAAAUAAGAAUUCUAGUGAUGUCUCAUCUGGGUGUAGAAGCAUAUCUCCUAACAACUGUGGAAUUCCUGCAAAAGAAAUUGGUACUGGUAGAGGUAGAACAAUGCAGCAGAUUGAAGAAAGACCCCAUUCACGUUACCUCAGGAGGGCACACUCCUCUGAAAGAUCAGGCACAACCCACAGUCAGAAUCGAGGAGAAUCAAAUCAUGUGGAAAGAUGCCAUUCUAUGGAAAUCCUCUCGAAAGCCAGAGGAGGGCUAACAGAAAACAUGAAGGAUUUUUCACCUGCGAAUAGUCACAGUGAUAUUCCUCCCAUAUUUAAAGAAAGGCUUCCUACUAGCUCUGGUUCUAUGGAAAAAGAACUGUCUCUACCUAUGAAGGAUCAGACUUGUUCAAAUUAUCCCUGUCCGAUGAAACCCAGUGUUGCUUUAUUAGGACCGAAGUCUCAAACUGAAACAAUGGAGCAGUGGCUUGGCAAUUUGCAACUCAAUGCUCAGAUGUCAGAAACUUCACAUAACACAAAUGGAAAUUUUCAGUUCCAUCUUAGUGUGCCUCAAGACCCAUUGAAAAAUAUAUGGAAUAGCUUAAAAGGCAACAGACCUCCUGAGUAUGCACAGUCAACUGUGACUCCCCAGGACACAAAAAAAUAUACUGCUGGACUUCCCUGUGAAGCUGAGAAGGCUCUGCCACCAUCGGCAUUUGAUCAACAUUUAGUGCCUGAAAUCACAAACAGGGGCAAAGAACCACAAUAUGGACACCCAAAACCUACUCUACGGAGUAUUGUAUCUCCUCUGAAUGCUCAUAGGUUAAAACCAAUCAGGCAGAAAACAAAAAAUGCUGUGGUGAGUAUUCUAGAGACAGGGGAAGUCUGCAUGGAAUUUCUAAAAGAAUAUAAUUUGCAGGAGUUUGUAAAAGAAGUUCUGAGCAUAUCUUGUGAUGGAAAUAUGGUCACAGUUUGCCACCCAAAUGAAGGAAGAGGCAUUCUUCUUAAUGACAGACCACCACCACCACCUCCUAAAAGUAUAAGUGUAUAUACGUUUGACAACUUGCCAGAGAAGUACUGGAAGAAGUAUCAGUAUGCUGCCAAAUUUGUGCAGUUGGUAAGAUCCAAAACUCCCAAAGUCACUUUCUAUACAAGAUAUGCCAAGUGUAUGUUGAUGGAAAAUUCUUCUCCUGCAGAUGUAGAAAUAUGUUUUUAUGAUGGGGCAAAAAUACAUAAGACAGCAGGUGUAAUUCGAGUAAUAGAAAAAUCUGGAAAAGCCUACACAAUAAAAGAAGAAAAUGAAGUGGGAUUACAGAAGGAUGUACAGAUAUAUGUGGAUCAUGCAAAUGAGGGACAUCGCAUCUGCCUUGCACUGGAGUCUGCCAUUUUGGCAGAAGAAAAAAGUGAAAGUGUUCCAUUUUUCCCCAUUAUUGUUGGGCGGAAACCCGGAAACCCUGAGUCUCCAAAAGCUUUGGUAUCUCCACCUCCUUUACAAGAUACAAGUCCUGCAGUGCAUACAGCCUUGUUGAAGAGAGAUAUUGCUGCCCGGUCUGAUUCUGCAAGUGAGGUGUCUAACAUUCAUCCACCUAUGUUGUCAUAUGAAGGAUCUGCAUUCACAACAGAUGUGACUGAAUCCAAGAGCUCCUCUGGUUUCCCAAAUAAGUGUGCUGGAAAUUCACCUCAGUUGCUGAAAUCUGUCUUUGUAAAGAAUGUUGGAUGGGCUUCUCAGCUGACUAGUGGAGCAGUAUGGGUUCAGUUCAAUGAUGGAUCCCAGUUGGUAGCUCAAGCUGGCAUUUCAUCCAUCACGUACACAUCUCCAGCUGGUGACACAAUUAAGUAUGGAGAAAAUGAGAAAUUGCCAGAGUACAUCAAAGAGAAAUUGCAUUGUUUAUCUUCCAUUCUGGUAAUGUUUACCAAUCCAGUUGGUCCCCACUGAAAAAUAAUUUUGAUAUGGAGUCUUC